CAGACACGCGCAAUGAUAGCAGGAAGCAUCGAUGGGAGGAAAAUAAAAAUCGAUUAAUACACUGUAAUUCGCGAUUGUAAACCUCUCACUUACUGUCAUUUUAGCGACCGUAGGCUCGAAUUUAUCAUCCGUUUACAGUGCCACUGUGCCGGAGGGAGCGGUAGAGGGCAGACAAGCUGCUCCAUUUGAGCGAAGUUGCUCGGUAGGGGUUUAGCUGACGUGUGGAGAAGUUGAGACAGCCAGAGAGCAGAUAAACAAACAUAAACAAGCAGGGAUCAGCUGAGCGCCUAUCCGAACCGAACCAGCAGCACGGAGAGAUGUCAGGGAGAGCCACUUUGCUCUUUCGAGCCCAAGAAUGAUCCGCAGGAGACCGUGAUUUACACUGAUAUUAGCUCCAUGUCAACUGUCAACACUGGCACACAAAGAAUUUCGGAAACACAACACGAGGACCAGCCAUAGGCUUUAGCAGAAAAUCCACUGCUCCUGUCACUGUCUCUUUGUCAAGACAUAACCAAGCUAGCAUGGACAACCUAUGAGUUUAUCCUCCAGUUUUCAGCUGUAACGAAACGAGUACAUAUUACAGUGCAAGGAGACAGAGUGUCAGAAGUAGGUUUAACAUGGCCCACCAGGCAACCCCUAGUUCCCAGAAGGCCCUGAUGAUGGAGCUGAAGUCCCUGCAGGAGCAGCCAGUUGAGGGUUUUCGCAUCACUCUGGUUGAAGAGUCUGACCUCUACAACUGGGAAGUGGCCAUCUUCGGGCCCCCAAACACACUGUAUGAGGGGGGCUACUUUAAGGCUCACAUCAAGUUUCCUGUUGACUACCCAUACUCCCCACCAACCUUCCGGUUCCUCACCAAAAUGUGGCACCCCAACAUCUAUGAGAACGGAGAUGUAUGCAUCUCCAUCCUGCACCCUCCUGUCGAUGACCCUCAAAGCGGGGAGCUGCCAUCUGAAAGGUGGAACCCUACCCAGAAUGUCAGAACCAUCCUUCUUAGUGUGAUCUCUCUGCUCAAUGAGCCCAACACCUUCUCCCCCGCCAAUGUGGAUGCCUCUGUCAUGUUUCGCAAAUGGAGGGACAGCAAGGGCAAGGACAAGGAGUAUGCAGAGAUUAUCAGGAAACAGGUGAUGUCAACAGCAGCAGAAGCUGAGCGGGACGGCGUCAAGGUGCCCACCACAUUGGCAGAGUACUGCGUCCAGACCAGGGUUCCAUCCCAGGACAGCAGUUCAGACCUUCUCUACGAUGACCUCUAUGAUGAUGACAUGGAGGAGGAGGACGAAGAUGAAGAUGAGAGCGAGAUGGAGUCCGUAGGUGAAGCUGGAGGUAUCAGCGCCACUGAGGAUGAUGGGACAUCCACCAGACAUUAUGACAACCAGGACGACUCAGGCAACGAAGACUCGUGAUGACCUGGAUGCUAAGUCCUCCCUGCCAACUCCCCACCCUCUUUCUUUUAUGUGUUAAGUUACAAUUUUCAAUGUGUGCGUGUGUGUGUAUGUAUGUGUGUGUGCAUAUAUCUAUAUAUAUAUUAUGGGGUCAAAAGUCUACUGCCAAAAAUGUUUCAUCAUUUAUUAAACUAAAACAAAUGAUUGGGAAAACAACAGUUCUUAAAUAUGAUUACGUAAUUUUUCAGCAAAAGUUUGUUGCCCUUGCAUUCCCUGAAAGUCUGACUUUGGUGUUUCCACCAUUUGCCUUAAUUGCAGCUUGCACUCUGUCUGGCAUCAAAUGUUUUGCAGAGUUUAAGAACUGAAUUUUUUCCAAUGUAUUUGAGAAUACAUCCAAGAGUGAUAUUGAUGUUUAAUUAUAUUCUAAUGAUGCAAAUACCACUGAGGAGGCAUCUUAGCUAGGCUCUUUCUUCUACACUACCUGAAAAAAGGGAGUGAUGGCACACCUCUGCAGAGAUGUACUUCUGUUACAUCUGUGUGAUGUGAAACGUGGAGAAAAAACAGCCCCACUGUCGAUGUUUAAAUAGGACCUUGAAUCUUGUGUUUAUACAAACUUACUGCCUUUCUAAGCUUUUCUUUUGCUUCUCUAAAAGCAUUUUCUGAAUCCUUAGAGACUUUUAUUCAUCUGGAAGAAAAUGUCUUUAGUCUGUGAUGCAAUUAAAAAAAAAAAGUAGCCUGUUUCCCAGAUUGUGCCUCUGUUUCCAAUGCACAACAAAGAUGGCAGUCUGCUGGCUACCUUAAUGGGAAAUGAGUCAGAAAUUGUGUUUUGUUGCACAUCAGGCAGUAUAUUUUCAUCCAGAUGGCUAGAAGACUUUUUCAGACAUUGGAGGUGAAUUAUGUCUUUGAAAAAUCAAAGGUUAGUUCUGUAACUUAAAUGUUUUCAACUUUGAAAUUUCAGUUAUUUUUAAUCUGUGCUCAACCGUUGCGCAUAUUCUCUACUGAGAGAUGUUUCUGCAGUUUUGUUAUCUCCUGGGGUAGGACUUUAUUUGUUACACUACCUUGUUAUCUUGGAUGUAGUCACAGGUCUUUGUCAGAUAUUUUGGCUUUGUACGCUUGUUUUCAGGCACUGCCAUCUGUUUAGCUCUGUCACCUGCAAGUGAUAAAAACAAGUCCUUACAGUUUAUGUUUUUCAGCCCUGAAGAAAACAAUCUGGUCUCAAACUGGCUUAAAAACUAUGGACAGAAAAGCGUUUUUUUUUUUUUUUUUAAAUCCACCUCUCGUACCAGUAAAAUUUAGUUGAGAAAAUGAUUGUAGUAGUGUCAGUUGUAUAUGCAAUUAGGUUAAAAACCUUCAGAGCAUUUGUAUUGUAUCAUUAUUUCAGUGACGUACAGGUAAUUCCCAAAUAUAAAAAGAUUGUAUUAGUUUGUUUCUAAAGGAUCCUUUACAUAAACUAACAGUCUUAGUUUUUGAUAAAUGAUGAAAACAGCUGUCUUUGUGGUGGUCUCUUGAACCCCUCUGAAGCUGGCUGGCUUUUUUAACCAGCCAGUCUAUGUCAGAUUGUAUGGUUUUGUGCUGAUUGACUCUUUCCACCGUGUCUUCCUUUGUUGCUGCUUUGUUUGUUUGCUUGGGUGGUUGAGAUUCUGUCCUCCUUGACUCGUCUCCUGUUUUUCUGGGGCGGCCUAGGCAGUCGGGCGGAGGGACACUUAGCGGUUUUGGCUCAUUAACCCGUCAGUGAGCUGGCCAGUUUGCCCUGUCACUGUCCAUCAGCGUGUCCCGUGGCAGAAUACCUCUGUCCCUUACACGCCUGUCCAUUCAACUGUGAUGCAAUCAGUUUUAACGCAGGCUCUGACUCACCCUGACUCCGCCCCUAUUAGCCCCGCCUUCUGUAGUGUCAAUCAAAACUGCUCCACACAUGACCCCUCAAAGCAAAGUCAUUUGGUCUGAGGUGAACGAUGAGAAGACCAUUUAUCGCAGCACCUCUGAUGCCUCUCUCUGCCUCUUAAACCUCAGGGCCUCAAUAGACUUUAACUGAGAGAGGAAAAAAAACAAUUAAAACGUGAAAUUUACCACACAAACUGCUCCUCACCAUCACCGUCUUUAGUUUGUGCACCACUGGUUGUCGCUUGAGGGCAGAGAGUGAACUGAAAUAUCCACAAUCACACCGGCAGCGUGAUAACAUGUGACUGAGUUUCCUUUCCUUCUCAGUAGGCUAGAAUUAGAUUACCAACAAAAGUCAAAACGCACCUCUUGGAAUUUUUUCCCUGACAGUGUUCACAUUAUGUUGUGAUAAUUGCGCAAAUGCUAAGUUUUGCGCCAUGACUCCAACUUAAAUGCAUUUUAAUGAAACCCGGACAUCGUAAUGUGCUACACCACAUCAGGAGUGUGUUUGUGGACAGAGACAAAAUCAAUGUGCAGCUUAAGCUCCACAUUGGCAAAUGAAUGAAUAUGACACUGAUUGCCUGUUACCCAAGUGUGUAUGUGUACUUUUGAGAGUUUUUACAUGAAUUAAUCAUCCAUUGGCUACAGUGUCAGGGUUUUCUUUUCCUGUUUCUGUGCAGACCUCUGUCACAUUUGGCCAAAUGACCUUUUGGACCUGGAGAAAACAUUCAGUGUGUUUUCACCAUGCUUUAGCGCUCUGCUGGGAGGCCCAAGCUCACUAUGGAUUUGACUGGUUUAAAAAAAAAAACACGCACCUUUGAACAUGUGACUCAACAGCAUAGUUUGAUUAAUGUUACUUGUUUGACAUCAAGAAAACCCCAUGUUCAAGCUGUGUGUUGUGGUUUAGGGUAUGAACCUGUUGCCCUGAUCACCACAGUGAAGUGCUGGAUAAACCUUUGGAUGGAUUAAAUGCCAAGGAAACCAAGUACAGCCCGACAGCAAUUUGUUUUAGAGACAAUGGAGCGAUGGAUGCAUGUAGAGGAUUUUCAUGUGAUUUUAAUGUGAAGCCAAAGGAGUGAAACUUUUCACCCGGCCCUGCGCUCCGGAGGCUCAGAGAGUGAAUUCUAUGGAGAACGAGACAGACUAUGGACAAGCGGAAAAAAAAAAAAUACACUCCUAUAACAGAUUUCAUAUCAUGGCACAACAGGAAGUGGAUUCUGAACUUUUCUUGAUGUGGUCAUUAUUUCUUUUUCACCCCAUCUGU
Sphaeramia orbicularis (orbiculate cardinalfish) is the source of this 4521-nucleotide messenger RNA. It is a transcript of the gene ube2r2, whose product is annotated as ubiquitin-conjugating enzyme E2R 2. The record is from RefSeq and is a predicted model, not a curated record. NCBI's taxonomy places the organism in Eukaryota, Metazoa, Chordata, Actinopteri, Kurtiformes, Apogonidae. The transcript has 6 exons. Bases 618 to 1400 code for a protein of 260 amino acids.